AUGGAGCUCCUCCGUGAGCGGCUCGUCGAGUGCAGCUGGAGGGAUGAGAUGAAGGCACUCUGCAGGGCCUAUGCAAGGAAGAAAGGAAGAAAUAAUGUGACGGUAGAUGACCUCAUUCAUGUUAUUACUCCGAAAGGAAGAGGAACCUUCCACCUUGUAAUGCUGCAUUGUGUUAUAAUUGCUCAACUGAUGCUUGAUUUCACAAUUAGAAAACAGAAACGCAAUCUUGAUAUAAACGAUAACACUCAUGUGCAUCAUGUGAAACCUGAAACCUCUGACUGGGUCAUCUCCAAUGGGGCCCAACGUGAACAGAUUCCACUUUGUCAUUGUGGCUCCGUUCGGAUGGUGUUCAAGGGCACGCGAACGGGGCAUGUGUUGUGA
Molecule: messenger RNA, 381 nt
Organism: Miscanthus lutarioriparius
Lineage: Eukaryota; Viridiplantae; Streptophyta; Magnoliopsida; Poales; Poaceae
Source: the annotation of a GenBank genome assembly